Molecule: messenger RNA, 3970 nt
Organism: Marchantia polymorpha subsp. ruderalis
Lineage: Eukaryota; Viridiplantae; Streptophyta; Marchantiopsida; Marchantiales; Marchantiaceae
Source: the annotation of a GenBank genome assembly
CGAGACCCAGUGAGUUGCUUACGCUCACUCGUGGGAGAGGGACAGCGGAGAAUUCUGUCACCUGCUAAUUGCGGGUUGAGUUGAAUUUGUUGGUUGUAGCGGUGGCCCUCUGAAUUUGUAUUGUUUGUUCUUUUUCGAAUCAAUUUUCGGUCCAAUCCUAGUCGAAGCGGUAGUCUCGCUGGCUUUGAUCAGAUGAGUUCAAUACUCUGUCAAUGCUGUCGAAUUGAAUCGUGAGGCGCUCACCAGUUUGAUUUCGGAAGAAAGCGGUUCAGUGAAUUGAUUGCUGAAGCUUUAUUCCAGCCGUGAAGUUGUGCAGGGCGGUACGAGAACUCUCUGGCUUUGGUGAGCUAGAUUUGUAGUAAGAAAAAUAUUUACUCAUUGCGCCUCGGAGAAGCGUUACGGUGAACUGCGUGAGGGUGGUGUCAGGAAAGUUUAGAGGCCCAGGAGUGCUUAGUGCGCAAUUUGCGCGGUGUGGAAUUUGGUGAGCUGGGAGGAUAAGAAUACGGGCUCUGGUUGAGCCUUUGUUUAGUGUCUCGUCGAUGGAGUGAAGUCAGUUGAUCCGAGAAAAUGGAGAAUUCGGACACGAAUUUGAAAGCUAAAGUUCAGUCGUUUCGUGACGUUUCUCAAGCGCUUCACAGUGCCGUCCAAUUGCUGGAGCAAGGUUGUAAUGGUCUCCCGACGGAUCAUGACUUUCACUUCUAUACCAAUUUUCAGGCAUUUAAGGUCCCUGUGAAAUCCAUUCAAAAGAGAACAAUCGGACUACUUUCUGAAGUCAGUGCUACGAAGGCCUUCCGUGCCUCUCCUGUUGUUGACUGGCCUGCCGACAAUGAAGAGGGUUACCACGCGCUCGUCGAACUACAAGAUGAUUUUCUUGAAAGACUGGACGCUUCCUUAGAGAAACCUGACGCUGAAAGACAUGGAAAGAACGUGGCGAGUUCUGAUGUAUCUUCUUCCAACUCGGGUGAGAGGGGAGAACUAUUGGGAACCCCAGAGGUGAAGAUUGCCAGUAUAGUUCCGUCAUUUCUACCUCGUAAGACUCCAUACGCAAGCUCCCGACACAUGCCAAAACCUCAAGACAAGUUUGAUGAAGCAGUGGACAAUUUUACUCCAUUUAAACAUCCGCGUCGAAAUCCAUGGGUGAAAGAGGCAGACAAGGAUGAAGUGGAUGUUUCUGCUGCCGCUCCUGAAAAUGGUGCCAUGGAAGCCGAGCUCGAUGAUUCGGCAGGAGACGUACAUCCUUUAGAGAAUGAGCUCAAUGAGAUGGCUUACGUGGAGCCUCUGUCAGAGCCGCUCGAAGCUACGAAACCUGGUUCUCUGGAAGAUACACCGUUCACUUUCGUAGACACCCAGGCUUCUCUGAAGACAAUGGCCAAGAAGCUUCGGAAUGCAGGGGAAAUUGCGGUUGACUUGGAAAAUCACCACUACCGCUCGUAUCUAGGCUUUGUAUGCCUUAUGCAGGUGUCGACUCGUCAGGAAGACUUUGUUGUAGAUACGAUAGCUUUGCGAAGUCACAUCGGUCCUUGCCUGGGAGACAUCUUUUCUGACUCUAGGAUACGAAAGGUGAUGCACGGAGCUGACCAUGAUAUAGUUUGGCUUCAACGCGACUUUGGCAUCUAUGUCUGCAACAUGUUUGAUACUGGCCAGGCGGCAAGAGUAUUGAAACUGCCUAGUGCUGGUCUAGGCUUUUUACUAGAAUCGUACUGCGGAGUAAUCGCUGAUAAAAGAUUGCAGCUGGCUGACUGGAGAGUCCGGCCACUCCCUGGCGACAUGAUGAAGUAUGCUAGAGAAGACACUCACUACCUGUUAUAUAUACAUGAUAUGAUGAAGAACCAACUUCUCGUCAUACGGGACGGUCCCAAUCCAUGCGAAGAUCCUUUGACCGAGGUGUGGAAGCGGAGUCGGGACAUAUGCCUCCAGUUGUUUAGCAACGAACCGUUAUCUGAAACCUCUUACCUCAACUUGCAUGGACUGUACGAAAAGAAUUUUAGGCCCGAUCAAGUGGCCGCAGUUGCUAAAUUGCAUGCUUGGAGGGAUAAUAUGGCUCGUAAGGAAGAUGAAAGCAUUGGAUAUGUGAUUCCUACGCACAUGCUCUUUGACCUAGCUUCGGAAAUGCCUGAAACUGUUGCAAAACUGAAAUAUGUUGCUAGCAAGAAAGGGUCAAGGAGAAUGCCAGGCAUAAUGAACUUCUACUCCGGGGUUCUUGUAGACUUGAUUCGUCAAGCUAAAGAGAAUCCUAUAUUCACCCCUGUGCAGCCUCGUGUUAGACCUACUUUCAUUGGAAGUGAUAGUGGGCAAGGGGUAUCAACGUCAAAAGUUGCGGGUGAAUUGGGUGGAGUAAAGGAAGGGUUGUCCCCAUCGAUGAAACAGCAAACUCUAGAACCAGAAGCCGUAUCAAUGUUGGACACUGCCCUUCUGUCUAAACCUUUGGCAGAACCCACAUUUGAAGAGCCUGAUGAUUGGCAUCACUUGGAAUCUGAUUUAACGACUGGAGUUCAUCUUGGUACCUCUGCUAGUGUUUCCAGGGAGCCUACUCCAGAGGCGAGAAAUGCAGGAACUGUGGAAGAGAAGAUUGUUUCACAGCCAAACUUUGGACUUCUCUCUGCAGAGCAACCUGUUGACUCCCAACUACCUUGCCCUGUUGUACCUAGUCUUUUAUCUAAUAAUAUAGAUUCUAUCACGCUGCAUGGUGGAGUGACACGACAAGAAAAUUCUACAUAUUCAACUGGCGCUGUCGAGGAUGCACAUUUCCCACAUUCUGAUACUCAGAUUCCUACCAAAAAUGUGGCAGAGGUUAAGUUACGGUCUAAAACGAAAGGAUUCGGAGCUUCUCUCUUUGGUCGAAGCAGGCAACAAAAAGGAGAAUAUCAAACUGCUGCACAAACCGGCCAGGUGGAGGCUAGGCUGAAGGCUCAAGCUGUUGAGUCUACCAUUGUUCUUCCUUUCAAGUCAGUGACAACUUCAACGGUUGAACCUGUCUUGAACGCCGCUGGUGAAGAUUUCAAAGACGAAGAAGCUGUAGAUAUGUCAGUCUUCAAAACUGACUCUCCCGAGCACGCGGGAACUGUACAGAGGCAAGAAGGAGAAGAAGAAGCUGUGUCGUUGGAAGCAGCCUUUAUUCCUGCCUUGGGAAAGGACGAUGGUGAGGUUAAAUAUAUGGAUAGUGCUGCCGGCGAGGGAAGACAUAGAACAUGGUGGCCACAUGCUGGAGAACCUGCUGGAGAGGAAAGCAUGGGAGGUGGAGCUAGUGAGAGAUCAGUAGACUUGGUCUCGAUGGCUUCAAAAGAUGUGCCUUCUCACACAAAGGCAGACCAGCUUGAUUCUUCCUUUCCACCAUCUUUAUCUGAAAGUCAUCGCUCUUCAAAGCGGAAGAAGAGAAAUAGGGGAGGUGGUACUGCACUGCCUGUACCAGGCGGUGGACUUAAUACAGGGGCAUCGAUUUCUGGUGAACAAACCGACAAGAGGAAAAAGGCUAAGGUCGAUCGGCCACUGUCGAAAGGAGGUGUUGAUCUUGACACAUGCGCUGUAAACGGUAGUUUCGAUUAUGCCGAAGCCAGGAGACGAUUGGGUGUAGAAAAUCUCUAUGUCGAGAAAGUGGAUGAAAAAGAUAGCAAAGGGAAGGGAAAGUUUAAUAAGAAGCCUAAUUCUUCCAAAAAAAACCUAAGCUCCGGGUUUGAUGCAUUAAGGAGAGUUCGUCAGGAUCCUAAACCAGAGGGCAUACCUAAAGCUCCUCGUAGGCAGGUCUAUUCUAUGACUGGAAACCGCUCAGCCACGUUUAGGAAGUGACGAGUGUGACCGUGGACCCAUGUGUUGCGUGUACAUUGUGUCCAUUAUCUAGCAUGUAAUGUCACUAGCCCAUCUUCUGCAGGCUAUCAGAUUAAGACUUUUUGCGGUUGUUCCUCAUGGUGUUGUACUCAAACAGGUCAAUCCAUACGAUAGUUGUGAAAACGUUUCGUCCCUGCACGCUUCUACU